Messenger RNA from Leishmania braziliensis MHOM/BR/75/M2904, 2307 nucleotides. RefSeq names its product phosphoglycan beta 1,3 galactosyltransferase 5 (gene SCG5). The coding region runs from base 1 to 2307 and encodes 768 amino acids. Lineage: Eukaryota; Euglenozoa; Kinetoplastea; Trypanosomatida; Trypanosomatidae. Gene Ontology annotation, cellular component: mitochondrion; cytosol. The record is from RefSeq and is a predicted model, not a curated record. Gene Ontology annotation, molecular function: metal ion binding; metalloendopeptidase activity. The transcript has a single exon. Gene Ontology annotation, biological process: peptide catabolic process.
AUGGUGGCCGGUUCGCACCGCGUGGACGACGACUUGGAAGUCCUAGAUGCCUCUAUCACACUCACAGUGGAGGGCUUCCGGAACGUGCUGAAGGUGGUGGACCUUCUCUACCAGGGCCUUGGCCUGUCCAUUGCGCACGGCGUGAAUGCUGAGGUAUACGAGCAGAUGAAGGCGGAGGAGCGCCUCUUCUUUGAGAGCACUGAUGUUGGCGCGCCGGCGGACCACUGUGUCACGCUCGCACAAAACGCCAACGCUACUGACCUGAAGCACUGUUGGAUCGGCGGCGACGUGGUACUUGAGGAUGAUCUGGAGGCGACUCUGGCCUAUGUGCGUCAGCUGACACCGCAGAACUGCGUGGUGGUGAUGCAGUGGGGAGACAUGCCGAGCGAUGCAGACAUGGGCGCCACAGCGGCACGAGAAGAACACGAAGAGAGCCAUGCAGAGGAGCAGCGUGACGAGGAUGACGAGGAGGAUGGAGAUGAUGAGGGUACCGAGGACGAAAGCGCAGAGAAGGCGGCGCAGGUGGAGGAUGGUAGCGCGUCGGCUGAGGAGCUGUUUCUCUCGCUGCCGGCCUUCGCACAGGUGCGAGUGAGCAAAGUGUCGCGCUUCCACAAGGCACUGUACCAGACAGUGAAGAUACCGGAGGAACACGUGGCGCGGUGGCAGAGUCUUAUCAACGGACCAUAUCCGCCGGAGCUUGCACUGCCGUCCAAGAAUCCGUUCAUCGCCACUGACUUCACAAUUUACUCACCGGCGGCUGUGAAAGAGGUGGAGGAGAUCGUUUCUCCGCACGCCGUGGCAUACGUGAGGAGGGACGUGGGGUACCACAGAACCUUCAAAAUGGCGCUGCGGUGCAACGUCCUCUCACCCGUGGCGUACGCGAGCCCGCUGAACCGCCUGUACACACGUGUCAUGCACGGCAUUUUGUCCAAUGCGAUCACCGAGAUGGCCUACUACGCGACGCUAGCGUCACUCUCCAACGAGGUGAUCUUCUCGGCUACGGGGCUGGGGUUUGCAGUGGAGGGCCCGUCGCAGAGGCUGUACGAGUUUUUCUUUGCCGUAGUGCGCAAGGCGCUGUCGAUCGAGGUGCUCCAGGGCACCGCGGAGGAGUAUGCCACCUACCUGGAGGCUGGCGUGCGGAGGCUCAAGAACGUGGGGAUGGACCAGCCGUACAAAGUUCUCCUUCAAAUGCAGCAAAAGGCAACGCGCCACACGCACUACUUGUUUAGCGAGAUGAUCGCGUGCGAGCCUGCCGCCACUUACGAGGGCUACUGCACCUUUGUCAGGCAGUACGUGGAGAGCGGUCUCCUGCUCGAGUGUUUCGUUGCGGGGAACGUGCGCUCCACAGAGGAUGUGCGUGCAAUGCUAGUUGACCCGCUAGAGGAUCUUCUGGAGGCCAUCUCGGUUCCAAUCCCGCUAAAGGCAGCCAUUCCACGUGUGCGCGACACGUACAGCCCGCGUGCUGGGGAUGGGAAAACGAACGAGAGCGUGCUGUCUUCCUUUGAUGUUCUCUCGAUGCUACCAUCGAACCCGAUGGACCCGAACGCGGCGGUUGUCGUUGACAUCAUCAUUGGUGAGGCUACUCCGCGUGUGAUGGCGCUCACAAACACUGCAAUGAAGCUCAUCUCCUCCUCUUUCUUCAACGCACUGCGCACGCGGGAGGCGCUGGGCUACAUUGUGUUUGCCCAAAGCACUGUCGACUACCACACAGCGCACGCACUGUUUGUAAUUCAGAGUGCACUAGCGGACGUGGACUGCGUAUAUCUGCUUUCCCGCAUUGUCGCUUUCUUGUCCGCUGUGGAGGCGCAGCUGGACACGCUAUGCACCGCCGAGGAGGUCUCGAAGGUGAAGAGGGGCCUCAUUGAGGCUCUAGAGAAGAUGCCUGACUCCGUCGAUGGUGACGCACAGCGUCUUGAGGGCGAGUAUCUCAGCGUGUCAAAAUUUGAGAGUCGCCAGCUGACGAUUGCAGCCCUCUCAACUAUCACUGAGGAAGAUGUCAAGUCGCACUUCCGCCAGUUCUUCUUCAACAGCCGUAGCGACUCUCGUGCGUUGGCGCUGUGCAUCAACAGCGCUCGCACCGCUGCAACCGAUCUUCUUGCAGUGUCAGGCAACCGCCGCAUUGCGCUUCCAGGCGUGCGGUCCAAGCAGGAGGACGGCGGCGAAGCGUUGAGUGACGCAUCAGAGGACACGACCAUACUAACGCUGCCCACCUUUUCGGAUGGUUGCAGCUGCGUCGAGAUUACCUCGUACGCUUCCGCCUUCGAGUACCAGCGCGGGCUCUCUGUUGUGAAGUGCAGCACUUAUUAG